ACUGUUUUUCCCGCGCGAUAGAACGCGGGCUCCAUUUUAGAUUACGCGAAGUUGCGUUCGGAAGUUAUGAACUGUGUUUAACAUUUGUUUUAUUUUGCUGAAACAUAUAUCGGAUCAAAUCACAAUGGGCACAUCAAGAACUUGUAUCGUCUUCAUCGCCCUCCAUCUGGUCUACAUGAUAUCAGCUCAAGAAAUCGCCAAAAGGGUCCCCCAAGGGUUUAUGGGUAUGCGAGGGAAGAAAUUCGAUUCAGAUUCCACAGAACAGUUGUUCUACAAAAGAAAACCUCAAUUUUUCGUCGGAGUUAAAGGCAAGAAAAAUAUUCUCGAUUUGGACAAUGAUAACUUUAAAAGAGCGCCCAUGGGUUUCGUCGGCAUGAGAGGAAAGAAGGAAUAUCUAUCUGACCUCUUCUAUCCAGACAAUAGCGAGUACGUGCCGAAAAGGGACGGAUCGUUAAUCGGACAGAUCGACUACACGUCUAACGAAGAAGCGGGGAAACCUGAAGAAUUUCCUAUUCUUAACGAAAUUAUAAAUGAAUAUUUACAGAAAUUGGAAAAUCCCUCAGAUACAGACGCAAAUGAUAUAAGUAAUGAGCGUAUAACGAAUGAAGUUGACAAAAGGGCUGCAAAUAUGCGGCAAUUUUACGGUGUUCGUGGGAAGAAAUCUGUUCAGAAUAAGCGACCUUAUGACUUGACGUUUAGGGGUAAAUUCAUAGGAGUCAGGGGCAAGAAAGACGUGAAAAACAGCGGGGCCCAGGAGAUCAGGUUUUUGUUGGGCGAGAACGGGCCCUGGCCUAAAAGGAAGGGCCAAAUGGGAUUCUUCGGUAUGCGUGGCAAAAAGUGGACCGACGAAUCGAGCAGUGAAAUGGAAACGCCCAACUGAGUGUCUUCACGAAAUUGAAAUUAUAAUGAUAUGUCUACCUUCUUCUAAAGAUCUGACAUACAUUUCCUGUAAUAAAUAAAUUCCUUGCCAUUUUACGCGUUAGAGGCUUAUUCUGGCGUUGUAAUUCUUAAGUGACCUAGUCAUUACUUGUUAAGAUACUUUUGUGAAUAAGGCGUGCAGUUACCAGUUUUGAAUAGAAGAGAUUACUCGUACAUCAUCGCUUGCUAGUUUGAAGACAAUGGGUAACUAUUACCAUGGCUUCUGGUUCAGUUGGAUGUAAUGAAACAAGAUACCCAACCAAGAAAAAAAAAUUAGGUUGUUUUUUUGCCGACAGCCAUGCAAGUGGAAGUCACACUCAUUUAUUCAAACAAAAGCAAAAGUAAUGAAGUCGUUAUUGAACUAGACUUGUGUGAUCAUGGGGUAUUUGAAUUCUGUAGCUAUAUGUCGUAUAAUUUUUUGCACAUAUUUAUUUGCGUUCAGAUAUAAUAGAAUUUUUAUAAACGUGUUUAAACUAUACGUUUAAACACGUUUAUAAAAAUUCUCUUAUAUAAAUUCACAAAAUAAUUCUUAAUGUUUUAAAUAAAUUAAUAAAAAAAAUUCGUUCUAACCUGAUACGGAUGAAAAUGGAGCUACUUAACAAAUUUUAAAGAAAGUCUCUCAUUUGUCUAAUGUAUUUUCUAUAACAACAGGUUGUUAUUGAAAGUCUUGUUUAAGAGGUUUUCUAUUACUUGACUGGAAAGAUCUAUAAAUUUUAUACCUGAAAGUUAACUGAAUGAGACGAAAUUUAAACUGCUGUAAAACUUUGGCGGGAAAGUUCGAUAAUGCAUUGGGUAAGUGCACGCCUUAGAAAGUUUAUUUAAAAUAAGUACCUAAUAGACGCAUGUAUAUCUAAUAUAAAAGAUUUUUCUAUUGUCUAUGUGUAUAAAGUUACUCACGUUUUUGUCGAAGCUAGUCAAGUACCUAUGUAGUUUAAUUCCUGUAAUCCCAUUGGAUUCGCGAAAACUUAUUAAUUAAUACAAGCAAGAAUUAUUAAUUGUAAAUUGUAGCGAAUAUUAAUCCCAAAUGAAACGUUAUUCACCUUCUGUAGCGGAGCCCAGGGUACGCCUAAGAUCAAGGUCCGUUUUAAAGAUUUAGAAAAGUUCAGUUUAUGAAUUCCCAUAAAUUUCGAUGCGGGAAUACAUUGCGAAUCCGCUGGGAAUACACGUUAUCUAAAUGUUAGAUAGAUUGGUGAGAAAAAUUUCAAUUAUAGCUAACUAUAUAAACGAAUAAUGUAAUAAAAGUUAUUUAUCAAAAUUUUCUAUGUUACCGAGAUUAUAACUGAAUAUAAUUAUCUGGCAUUAAGUGUUGGUAUUUACGUUAUUGUAGUUAUAGUAACCUGUAUUCUGAGUACAUUUUGUUAAGGCUGGACAAAAUGUGACACCAAAGAUUACGAAGCUAAUAAAUGCAGUUGCCAAUUA
This is a messenger RNA of Amyelois transitella, 2337 nucleotides long. RefSeq names its product tachykinins (gene Tk). The record is from RefSeq and is a predicted model, not a curated record. Lineage: Eukaryota; Metazoa; Arthropoda; Insecta; Lepidoptera; Pyralidae. The coding region runs from base 125 to 880 and encodes 251 amino acids. The transcript has 3 exons.